CAGUGCGUGUCGGGUCGAGCUGAAAGCUAGCGAGAGGUAGUGUACAACUUCUGCAUCGGGUUGGUGGCUUGCUGAUUUCUGGUGACUGCCGUCGGAAACAGUUGGUGCAUUUUGAAGUACCCUUGCAGUGGUGAUUAUAUUUGGCAGUGAAGUACUCGUGAAAUAAAUAAAAAUAAAUAUAACGAUGAGUGGAUCUGGAAAGGGAUUACUUGGAUUAUGGCUGUACCACAGCGGCGAGCAGGAAUGGACCGUCAAAGAAGGCAGUCCAUUGCACAAGAGGAAAGAGUUUGCGCAAGGCAAAUCCGUAGACUGCAGCAACGGAAACGACCAGAGAUGUGAUAAAACAUCCAUAAUUUUUACCCUAAAGAACCAAGUCGGUGGGCUGGCUCGUGCCCUGCAAGUCUUCCAGGAGUUGGGAAUCAACGUUUUACACGUGGAGCUGAACAAAACCGGAGAUCUGUGUGAGCAAGCCGAUGUCCUCGUCGAUAUCGAAUGCGAUUCUAACAAACUGGAUCAGGUGCUUCGUAUGCUAAAACGUGAAGUACAAUCGGUAAAUUAUGCCGCACCAGUAGCAAGUGACGGUCCCCCACCUACUCCACUGUCCGCUUGCGGUAGUUUUGAUUUUGGUGAAAUGCAUUGGUUCCCGCGGAAAAUAUCCGACCUCGAUCGAGCCCAGAAUGUGCUCAUGUAUGGCAGUGCAUUGGACGCAGAUCAUCCCGGGUUCAAGGAUCCAGUUUACCGCAAGCGCAGGGAGCAGUUUGCUGCCAUUGCCAACUCCUACAAGCACGGAAACCCAAUCCCGAGGGUACAGUAUACGGCGGAAGAGAUCAGGACAUGGGGAACCGUCUUUCGUGAGCUGCACAAACUUUACAUCAAGCAUGCAGUGCCCGAGUAUAUGGAAAAUUGGCCCGAACUGGUAAAGUACUGCGGCUACCGGGAGGACAAUCUACCCCAGCUGCAGGAUAUCAAUGUGUUUCUCAAGCGAAAAACUGGUUUUCAAAUUCGACCGGUCGCCGGAUACUUGUCGCCGCGAGAUUUUCUCUCCGGUUUGGCAUUUCGAGUGUUCCACUGCACCCAAUACAUUCGGCAUGCUUCUGAUCCAUUCUACACACCGGAACCCGAUUGCUGUCACGAACUCCUAGGCCACAUGCCACUACUGGCUAACCCAAGCUUCGCACAGUUCUCCCAGGAACUAGGUUUGGCCUCUCUGGGUGCUACCGAAGAUGAUAUCAAUAAUUUGGCCACGUUAUACUUUUUCACCGUCGAGUUCGGUCUUUGCCGGCAGGCGGAUGGAAGCUUCAAGGUGUUUGGAGCGGGUCUGCUCUCGUCGGUGGCCGAGCUCAACCAUGCCAUUACAACUUCGGAAAAGAUUAAACGGUUCGAUCCGGAAGUUACCUGCAAGGAGGAGUGUAUUAUAACAGCGUACCAAAAUGCGUACUACUACACGGAUUCGUUUGAGGAGGCGAAAGAAAAGAUGAGGGCAUUCGCCGAGACCAUCCAGCGUCCCUUCGGCGUCCGGUACAACCCGUACACCCAGACGGUGGAGGUGCUCAGCAACGCCAAAAAAAUAACCGCCCUGGUCAGCGAACUUCGCGGAGAUUUGAGCAUCGUUUCGGCAGCUUUGAGAAAAGUUUCCGCCCUCGAUGAGAACCUGGACGUCGAGUCGAUCGAGAAGCUGCUUUCGGCUAAACUGAAUGUGGCCGACAAAAGUCCCAACUCGGAAAGUUCUGAUUCGACGGACAAGGCAACCACGCCUAAUCAGUAAGAAGUUUGUUUUCUUCAGAUAUGUCGAUGUUAAAAUCGGACCAAACUAAGCGUAAGCAAAUAUAAUAAAGAAAACAGCAACAACAUUCCAUUU
Topomyia yanbarensis is the source of this 1858-nucleotide messenger RNA. It is a transcript of the gene Trhn, whose product is annotated as tryptophan 5-hydroxylase 1. The record is from RefSeq and is a predicted model, not a curated record. Gene Ontology annotation, cellular component: neuron projection. Gene Ontology annotation, molecular function: tryptophan 5-monooxygenase activity; iron ion binding. Bases 185 to 1765 code for a protein of 526 amino acids. The transcript is spliced from 9 exons. NCBI's taxonomy places the organism in Eukaryota, Metazoa, Arthropoda, Insecta, Diptera, Culicidae. Gene Ontology annotation, biological process: aromatic amino acid metabolic process; serotonin biosynthetic process.